Messenger RNA from Cyprinodon variegatus (sheepshead minnow), 1554 nucleotides. It is a transcript of the gene b3glctb, whose product is annotated as beta-1,3-glucosyltransferase-like. Gene Ontology annotation, cellular component: membrane. The coding region runs from base 88 to 1479 and encodes 463 amino acids. The transcript is spliced from 14 exons. Gene Ontology annotation, molecular function: acetylglucosaminyltransferase activity. NCBI's taxonomy places the organism in Eukaryota, Metazoa, Chordata, Actinopteri, Cyprinodontiformes, Cyprinodontidae. The record is from RefSeq and is a predicted model, not a curated record.
UCCAUCUAUAGGCAGGUGGACGGCUAAGUCAGAGCGGGUCAGACUCUCCCGGUAAAGCAGCAGCCACUGCUGUAAAGUCAGACCAUUAUGUGGUUGUUGGCUUUAAACUGGUCGCUGCGUUUUUUCUUUGCCUCGGCUUUAGACCACGAGGAACAGCCUGCACAGCGCUCUGCUGCAGAGUUGGAGGAGUUGGUAAUAGUGAUUCAGAGUCAGAGAAACUCCUACCAUGCCCGACGGAGUCAUCAAAGGAAGGAAGAGAUUCUGCAUGAGGCAGCUAAUCUUGGCCAGGGGCUUCCAGUGGUUCUCCUCCUUCAUGAGCUGUCUGAUUAUGAAGGAAACUGGAGCAUCCUUCCUGUGCUUCCGCUUCUCUCUGCUAUUUAUGGAGCAUCGGCAUCCUGGCUUAUCUUUGUAGAAGAGGAAACUACAGUAGUUUUGCAUGUUUUGCUGAGAGUUCUUAAAAGAUAUUCAGUCCAAGAGGAAUGGUUUUUAGGUCAUCGUCUCCAUGACAACAAGCCCUCCAUCAUUCACCACUACUAUUUUUCUGAAGAUACCACUUCUUUUGGUUAUCCUGACCCGGCUGCAGGAUGGGCUCUAAGUGCUCCACUGUACCAAAGACUUGCUGAGCGGAUUCAAAAUGAGAAUCUGAAGUCGGAUUUUACAAUCGACUUGACCCAUGAGAUUGCUCUGUUUAUUUGGGAGGAAGGAAGAGGUCCAAAGAUGACAGCAGUUCCAGAGUUCUGUGCAGAGACUAGAGACAACUGUGCAACCACAUUUUCAACCUACCUACCGAACUGUGGGGAUCCUGUAUCGAAGAACAAUUUAUUUGUUGCUGUGAAAACCUGUGAAAAAUUUCAUUCAGUACGAGUACCGGUCGUAAAGUCUACGUGGGAAAAAGACGCUGCUUAUUUAGAGUAUUACAGUGAUGUCAGUGAUGACUCUAUACCCACAAUCUACCUGGGAGUGCCUAAUACUGAGAGAGGACACUGUGGGAAGACGUUUGCCAUCAUGAGACGUUUUCUGAGUGAAGCCGUUCCGAACGUUGAUUGGCUCCUUAUUGUUGAUGAUGAUACUCUCAUAAGUUUGCCCCGGCUGCGGCAGCUGCUUCAGUGCUACAACCCAAAGGAAGCAGUGAGCCUGGGAGAAAAAUAUGGAUAUGGCCUGAUGCAAAACGGAUACAGCUACACAACAGGAGGUGGCGGGAUUGUACUAAGUAGGACAGCGGUGUCCAGACUGCUCUCCAGCGGCUGCAGCUGCUACAGUGAUGAUGCUCCUGAUGACAUGGUCCUGGGGAGGUGCCUUACUUCAAUUGGGGUUCCCAUCACACACAGUCCUCUGUUCCACCAGGCCCAACCGGAUGACUACUCAGGGACACGGAUCAGCCCAAAGCACUCCAUCUCCUUCCAUAAGCACUGGAAUAUAGAUCCUCUGGCUGUCUACAGAAACUGGCUGCAGGACCUGGAGCUGAGAGAUGAACUGUGAUAAAAAAUCUUUUUGAGAAUAUUGGUCAAGAGCGCCUAUUGUGUCUGGAAAUUAUGCUCAAGAUAAUUCAUGUUU